CAGCUGAGAGUGCUGCUGGCCCUUUAAGACUCUCACUGUCGCCUUGGUUGCAGCCAUUGGCAUAUAUAAACGGUUGCAGGCAGCUGAGAGUGCUGCGGGCCCUUUAAGACUCUCAGUGUCGCCUUGGUUACAAUCAGGACGUAACCAUAGACAGAACAGUGUCUUUAGCAUGUCAACAUCUGCGACUUGAAGCAUUUCAGUCUUCCUAUUCUUUCUGUCGUCGACUUUUACAAACUGUAACUCCUCUCUGAUAAAGCAAGAAGAUGAGCGGGAGUGGUGUCGACAUCCAGCCUGUGAGCUGCACCAUCAAACCUCCGGUCUACCUGCACAUCGGAGACACCAAAGCAGACGCAGCUCGCUCCGGUGUUUGUGUUGUAGACAUCACCCUGCCCUUUGGAAAGCCUGUCAACAUUGAGGAAAUCACCUUUAAGAACUACUACACGGCGUAUGUGACGGUGCGUUUGCUGAGGAAGAAUUUGGGGCCGGAGGCCAACGCUAAGUGGUGGACCGCUCUGAGAGACCUGCCGCUGAUGGACAACCCCCACACAGAGGGGGGGUCCCAGGACUACUGCUCCAUCCACAGGACACAGAUGCAGGUGGAGGCGGAUCAUGUGUCGUCUGUGAGACUGAUCCUGAGACAGCCGUCGUCUGCCUGGCUCACCUUCGGCCUCGAACACAUCCAAAUAUUCCCUCACACCGAGCCGGACCCAGAGAAGGAGGUUUCUGAUUGGCUGUCUGACCUGACGCUGGUCGACCAACACCCUGACCUGGAGGGCCUCCCGGACCCCCAGACGGUUUCAUCCAGCAUCCAGCAGAUGUGGGCUCUGACUGAGGUGAUGCAGACCAACCAGACUACAGCCUCCAUCGGACGCUUUGACGUGGAUGGAUGCUACGACAUCAACCUGCUCUCCCUGACGUAACCUGGCCGCUCACUUCUUACUGUACAUGUACAUAAAGCUCACUUUGUGGAAGAUAUAAUGACAGAAAACUAUU
Molecule: messenger RNA, 993 nt
Organism: Sander lucioperca (pikeperch)
Lineage: Eukaryota; Metazoa; Chordata; Actinopteri; Perciformes; Percidae
Gene: nicn1
Product: nicolin 1
Exons: 7
Coding region: 264-920 (218 amino acids)
Cellular component (GO): nucleoplasm
Source: RefSeq, a predicted model, not a curated record